This is a messenger RNA of Mesorhabditis spiculigera, 969 nucleotides long. The record is from the annotation of a GenBank genome assembly. Lineage: Eukaryota; Metazoa; Nematoda; Chromadorea; Rhabditida; Rhabditidae.
AUGGUUUAUCGGCUGCUACCCGCGCUGCUGAUUGCCCAGGUGGCCCAGGCAUGCCUGCUGGGCGGUGGUGAUGGCGGCUGCGGCUGUGGCUCAUCAGCUCCAGCUCAACAGCCAUGUGGAGGUGCCAGCGGACCAUUGCUGCCUCAAUCUCCUUCAUUUCUACCGGCUCUACCCCCACCGCCAAGCCCCGUUUAUGCGGCCGGACCCCCUCAAUCACCGAUCGUGAACGAGAUUGCCAUCUCCGUUCAAGCACCCGCCCCGCCACAAAUCGAGGGACCAAUUCAGUUCCAAAACCAAUCCCCCGUGGCCGCUCAACCCGCUCAGGAACAGCCUGCCCGCAGCUACGAUGAGGGUCGAAAUGAGGUAGAAGACGAGGGCCCGGCUGCCCCUCCCCAGCAAACCCCUCUACCUGCACCUACUGAAGUUCAGCCCCAGUAUGACGACGCGGUGGCCAAGCGACAGGCCAACUUUGAGCUGGCCCAGAUUUUGGAGGCUCAAUACGACGAUCUGGGUGGAGCCGGACCAUCGACGCCGGCUGGAACGGAAAAGACCGGCGAGUACGGCACGAUUGCAAAGGCCGUCAAAAAGGCCGUCAGAAUGAAGGUUCUCCGCCGUGCCCCCCUCAAAAAGGCGACCCUCACCGAGCUGGCCGAGGUGGUCACCCCACAAGUUGAAGCCGCCAAGGAAAAGCUGACUUUGCAGCCGAAUCAAGCCAUCCUCGAGACGGCCACCACCUCGUUCGACCCGAAAUGCAAUUCGGAGUCGCUGAGGAGAGCCAUUUUGGAUAACAUCCAACAAUCCACGGCCGCGUCGAAACGUAAGAUUCAGAAGGCCGCCGUCGACGCGAUGGGCGGCCGCAUCGAUGUGAUCUGCUCGAUGGGGACCUUCUCGUACAUCGUCAACACGGAGCUGUACUGCGAGACUGAGCGCAACGGGAUCACGUGCUUCGCCUUCCGCCAGGCCGGCAAU